ACGGAGCAGACAUUCAGCAGAGACCCCGGGCCCCUGGACACGCAAACACACUGGACGCAGGAUUUCACUCAGCAGCCUUCAGCAUGGACCCCAGGUUCCUCGUCUUCGCCGCGGCCCUCCUCGCCGGGACCACGGUCGCCUUGUCUUUGGUAGAUGGCGGUGCCCAGUGCAAAAUCAAAUGGAUGUUUGGCAUUGACUGCAGCGAGGUCAACGAGAAGCUGGUGAACCAGAUCCAGGCCUGGCAGAUCCGGCAGAGCUGUGCAGAGGAAAAGAGUGAGAAGUGCUCCUAUGAGCUGGUGUCUGGAGCUCCUUAUCUGAUCAAAGCGACGCACACGUCUCACACGAGCAAGAAAGUGAACAACUUCCAGUUUCUCCUGGAGCAGUCCACCACCUGCAAAGUGACCGGGGACUCGGUGACCGCCAUCACCAACCUCCUCCCAGCUGAGAACAGCACCAACUUCUGCUGCAUGCAGAACCUGAUGGACGGAAGUAAGCUGACCGAAGCCGAGGGCUACAAAAUGUUCAGCAACAAGUGGAUCUGUGAGGGGUUCGAUUACGCCAACUGCACCAUGUCGUAGAGGAGGACGGGGUCACCGCAUCACCCGCUCCUCGCAGCUUUAUCCGCUGCAGGAGAUCCUUCCCCCUGCAGCAAUAAACCUCCCCAGCGACUCCUCGUGACUCCUGCAACAAUUCAUUUCCUUGUGGAGAUUAAUAAAGUUUUUUAAAGCCGA
Messenger RNA from Cololabis saira (Pacific saury), 731 nucleotides. RefSeq lists its product as uncharacterized. The coding region runs from base 84 to 578 and encodes 164 amino acids. Lineage: Eukaryota; Metazoa; Chordata; Actinopteri; Beloniformes; Belonidae. The transcript has 6 exons. The record is from RefSeq and is a predicted model, not a curated record.